This is a messenger RNA of Cryphonectria parasitica EP155, 1464 nucleotides long. RefSeq lists its product as uncharacterized. Gene Ontology annotation, biological process: aromatic amino acid biosynthetic process. Bases 1 to 1464 code for a protein of 487 amino acids. Gene Ontology annotation, molecular function: 3-deoxy-7-phosphoheptulonate synthase activity. The transcript has a single exon. The record is from RefSeq and is a predicted model, not a curated record. NCBI's taxonomy places the organism in Eukaryota, Fungi, Ascomycota, Sordariomycetes, Diaporthales, Cryphonectriaceae.
AUGAUGGCGUCAUCCAAAGGGUCCUGGACGCCCGACUCUUGGCGCUCCAAGCCCAUCAAGCAGGUGCCCGACCUCGAUCCCGCCGCCGUAGCCCGUGCCGGCGCAGAGCUCAGCAACCUCCCGCCGCUCGUGACGCCCAAGGAGAUCCUCAAGCUCAAGGCGGAGCUCCGCGCCGUGGCCCGCGGCGAGGCCUUCCUCCUGCAGGGCGGCGACUGCGCGGAGCUGUUUGAGUACUGCAACCAGGCCGCCAUCGAGAGCAAGAUCAAGCUCCUGCUGCAAAUGUCCCUCGUGCUGAUUCUUGGCUGUGACAAGCGCGUUGUCCGCAUCGGCCGCAUGGCUGGCCAGUAUGCCAAGCCCCGCUCCAGCGACACGGAGACCCUCGCGGACGGGCGUGUCGUGCCCAGCUUCCGCGGCGACAUCUUGAACUCGUAUGACAUCGACCAGCGGGCCCUCGACCCGGCCAGGCUUGUCAAGGCGUACCACUAUUCCGCUGCCACUCUCAACUACAGCCGUGCCGCCGCAUCGAGCGGUAUCGCCGACCUGAACCGGCCCAUGGACUGGGACCUGGGCCACGUCCAGGACCCGCGCCUCAAGGACAAGUACAGCGGCAUUGUGAACGCGCUCCAGACGAGCAUGCGCUUCAUGAACACCAUCGGUGCCCUGGGCAGCGACAGCGCCUCCGUCUCAACGGUCGACCUCUUCACCAGCCAUGAAGGCCUGGUGCUCGAGUAUGAACAGCCGCUGACGCGGCCCUUCUCGUCCGCCGCUAUCUACGGCGGCGCCAAGACCCAGCGAGGCGGAGCCUCGACCACACCGAUGCUCAACAACGGCGGCCAGGGCCAGGGCCAGGACGAGAACGAGACCCAGUACUACGACACGUCGGCGCACUUCCUCUGGAUCGGCGACCGCACGCGACAGAUCGACGGCGCCCACGUCGAGUUCUUCCGGGGCAUCGCCAACCCGAUCGGCGUCAAGGUGGGCCCGUCCACGCCGACGUCCGACCUGCUCGAGCUGCUGCGCACCCUGAACCCGGCCCGCGAGGUCGGCAAGAUCACCCUCAUCACGCGGUACGGCGCCGCCAAGGUCAAGGACCUGCUGCCCGCCCACAUCCGCGCUGUCGAGGACAGCGAGUACGCCCGCACCGUCGUCUGGCAGUGCGACCCCAUGCACGGCAACACCCGGUCCACGGCCACCGGCGUCAAGACCCGCCGCUUCGGCGACAUCUUUGCCGAGCUGCAGGAGACCCUGCGCAUCCACAAGGAGCAGGGGAGCUACCUGGGCGGCGUGCACCUGGAGCUGACGGGCGAUGCCGUCACCGAGUGUCUCGGCGGCAGCGAGGAGCUGGACGAGGACGACCUGGCCGUGCGCUACACGAGCCUGUGUGACCCGCGCCUGAACGAGAAGCAGGCUCUGGAGCUGGCGUUUGAGAUUACGCAUCACUACCGAAACGAGGCAGAUCACUAA